Molecule: messenger RNA, 2359 nt
Organism: Anneissia japonica
Lineage: Eukaryota; Metazoa; Echinodermata; Crinoidea; Comatulida; Comatulidae
Product: cytochrome P450 2C23-like
Exons: 4
Coding region: 162-1646 (494 amino acids)
Biological process (GO): xenobiotic metabolic process
Cellular component (GO): intracellular membrane-bounded organelle; cytoplasm
Molecular function (GO): iron ion binding; oxidoreductase activity, acting on paired donors, with incorporation or reduction of molecular oxygen, reduced flavin or flavoprotein as one donor, and incorporation of one atom of oxygen; heme binding
Source: RefSeq, a predicted model, not a curated record
GCCAAUCGAAUGAUAGAAUCUAAUCGAAGACGACGUUAUACAAAAUAAACGACGUCGGUACUUCCGACCGCAGAACUGGUGAUGCGCAAUAAGAAUCAGCCGGUCGUUUGAGCUUUGACUUUUGUAUAGUUAGACUUACACUUUACUUUUUAAGGACCAUCAUGAAACUGUUUUUAACCGACUCUGUUGGAAAUUAUGAUACGUUUCUUGUGUUUAUCAUAAUUAUCCUAACAAUAUAUUAUCUUAGACAACGGUCAAUAAGUUUGAUGCCUCGGGGCCCCACUCCGCUACCCAUUGUCGGAAACAUUCUUUCGUAUGGAAAGCAACCAUGGAAAAAUAUAAUUAAAUGGGCAGAACAUUAUGGUGAUGUAAUGACUCUGUAUCAGGGACCAUUUCGAACAACAGUGUGGAUCAAUGAUGCUAAUCUUGCCAUUAACUUGUUCCAGAAACAACCAGACAUCUUUUCUGAACGCAAACAUAUUCCAUUUAUGACUCACGAAGGUAGUACCGAAGGAAGCAUUGUUUGGGAAAAUGGCCCAGCCUGGAAAACCAAGAGACGGUGGAUGCUUAGUGCAUUGCGUCAUUUUGGAAUGGGCAAGAGAAGUCUAGAGAAACAGAUAAAUGCAGAGGCAGACAUUUUUUGCCAAGAGGCCGCUAAAUUCAAGUCCCAACCUUUCGAUCCGAAGCAUUUCGUCAACUGUGCCGUGGCCAACAUAAUCUGCUCCAUAUCCUUUGGCCAGCGUUAUGACUACUUGGAUCCAGAGUUUACAGAACUACUUAAGAAUUUACUCGCCUUCUUCAGACAGUGCAAUCUGAGCAACAUUGAAAUGCAUAUACCAUCCAUUAUGAACUUACCAAUGUUCAGGCACAAGAGAAUACCUUCACUUUACUUGAUCAAUUUCCUUAAGAAUCAGGUAAAACAACAUAAAGAGACAUUUGAUCCCGACAAUAUUAGAGAUAUCAUAGACAGAAUGCUUUCAGAAGUGCAGAUCAGCAGUGAUGAAGAGAAGUCCUACACUGACCCUGAGCAUAUUUGGUCUUCUAUUUUGACGAUAUUUAUAGCCGGGGCUGAAACGACUUUCAGUACUUUGAUGUGGUUUUUGCUAUACGUGGCAAGUUAUCAGGACGUUCAAGCUAAACUGCAUGAGGAGAUUGAUCGUGUCCUAGAGGGCAGCAAACCAACAAUGGCUGAUCGAACCCGUCUUCCAUACUUUGAAGCAACAACAUAUGAGGUACAACGUCUUGGUAACAUAGCAGGAACAUCCCUGCCACAUGCUAAUGCAGAAGAAUUUGUUUUGAAGGGCCACAAGAUACCAAAAGGCACCAUCAUCAACCUGAAUCUGAAAAGGAUUCACACAGAUCCAAAAUACUGGCAUGAUCCAAUGACCUUCAACCCUGCAAGAUUUUUAGACGAGGAUGGCCAAAAAGUUAAAAAACUUAAUGUUUUCAUGCCAUUUGGUAUAGGAAGAAGAGCAUGUCUUGGUGAGAGCUUGGCUAAAAUGGAGAUGUUCCUCUUCAUGACUAAUUUCUUUCAGAAGUUUAAAGUAACUAUUCCUGAAGGUCAUCCACAGCCUGAUUUUGACCCAGUAGUUGGACUUACAAUGAGUCCAAAACAGUUCAAGGUGUGCGCCAUUCCUCGUGGAUAAACGCUAGACCUGUUGAAUAUCUCGCAUCGUGCACGAGACUCAUGCCUCUCUUAAGCGCUUGCACUCAAGGACCAAUAGAGGCUAGUAGUAGUAAAUCUUUGUCAAGUCACGGGGCCCAUGGGCUGGAGCUUAUCCUCAGUUUGACGUAGCAUGGAGCGGAUAAGAGCGUGAUGGUCCCCCUGGGUGGGACACUGGUCCACCUCAGGUUACUCCCGGCAAUUUGCUGGUACCCAUUGAUACAGCUGGGUAGACUAAAGCAAUGUAGAUAAAAUGCCUUGCUCAAGGACACUAGUGAAAUGCAAGCGAAGGAUUGAAACCCCAACCAAGGAACAAAACCUCACAGAUAAGUGUAAUACUGCCAACUAAAAAAAAUAAUAUAGUACCCCUCUCGCUAAGCAUUUCAAUUGUCCAUUUUGACUUUUAGCUAUGAUAUAUUUUUCCUUUUCUGUACAAAACAUGUACAAUCUUAUGGGCCAUUAAUCUAUAACCUAAUUAUCUUGUGCAUUUAAUGGGAAGAGCUCAAUGUAGUAAAUCAGGAAUAUUUCAUAGUGCAUCGAUACCUCUUGAAUCAUAAACACUAUAAGCAAUGCAUACAAGUUUAAUUACACUGAUGAACUAAAUGAAUUUUACUUGCAUUGAUAUUUUUUGUAACAAAUUGGUUUAUGUAUAUUGUAACUCAUAGGUCAAUUAAAUUAAAAUUAUUAAGACUAUUA